Messenger RNA from Camelina sativa (false flax), 1851 nucleotides. RefSeq lists its product as uncharacterized. Lineage: Eukaryota; Viridiplantae; Streptophyta; Magnoliopsida; Brassicales; Brassicaceae. The record is from RefSeq and is a predicted model, not a curated record.
AUGGAUCUUGACCAGAACCAAGCUAACAUUGUUUCCCCUGAGCGUUCAAAACGGAAACCUACCCGUGAACGUUCAAAACGGAAACUUACCCCUGAACCUUCAAAUCCAAAACCUACCUGUGAACGUUCAAAACGGAAACCUAUCCCUGAGAGUUCAAAUCAGAGACGUAUCCGUCGCCGUGAGUUUUAUAAUUUUACAAGACGGGUACCUCAGAAUGUUGGGGCGCAGAUCAUGAAUAUCGAUAAAAGCUAUUUUAUGCAGACGGUUCUUCGCCUCACCGGCUGUCCUCCGAGACGUUAUCUCGAUAUGUUCCGUCCUCGACCACUUUCUGUUGACAAUCGCCGCCCAAGUGUCAUUCAUACGACUACUAUACAUAAUCCAUUCCUUGCGGGUCCGACUAGGACCACUGACGUGAUCACCUCAACUGUUGCAUCACGUAACGCUCCACCCUGGUCUCGAACGUCUCGCCCGUCUCUACUGUCCCAAUCAUUGUUUCAGCCACCGCUUCCUCGAGAGAAAGAACCGAGGGAAGCUACGAUGGCUGCUACCUUGAAGAACUUUGAGAAUAAUCUGAUGGAAGACGAUACGAACCAGGAACAGUUCUCUGGAUUGUGGUCUCCGUUGGCUUCUUUGGUCGCAAAUGGUGAUGUGUACCAACAACGUGAGAGCAUUCCACCACCACCACCAGUUCCUGUCUCGCCAGAUUCUCGGAACGAUCAAGGAUCAGAGAACAUUCCACCACCACCAAUUCCGACGAGUGCAACGGUCGGAUCUUUAGAAUGGUAUAGGUCUUUAAAAUGGUAUAGGUCUUCUAUCAAUCAAUGCGAGAACAAUCCAUUACCACCGGUUCCGACGAGUGCACCGUCCGGAUCAUUAAACGUGCCAAGUGCUCCGAACGGUACUCUACUCUCUUCGGCCUUGUCGCCUCCAAUUCAACCAGUUUCAGAGACUUUACCGUCGCGGAGUGUAGACCUUCCCAAUCCUCUCAGUGAUAUACGAGAGGAGAACGUUCCACAACCAGCUCCGGUGACUUCCCCGUUAUGGAGUCAAGAGUGGCCCAAUUUUUCCAAUGAUCUACAGCUUGAGAACGUUCCACAACCAGCUCCGGUGACUUCCCCGUUAUGGAGUCAAGAGUGGCCCAAUUUUUCCAAUGAUCUACAGCUUCAGAACGUUCCACAACCAGCUCCGGUGACUUCCCCGUUAUGGAGUCAAGAGUGGCCCAAUUUUUCCAAUGAUCUACAGCUUCAGAACGUUCCACAACCAGCUCCGGUGACUUCCCCGUUAUGGAGUCAAGAGUGGCCCAAUUUUUCCAAUGAUCUACAGCUUCAGAACGUUCCACAACCAGCUCCGGUGACUUCCCCGUUAUGGAGUCAAGAGUGGCCCAAUUUUUCCAAUGAUCUACAGCUUCAGAACGUUCCACAACCAGCUCCGGUGACUUCCCCGUUAUGGAGUCAAGAGUGGCCCAAUUUUUCCAAUGAUCUACAGCUUCAGAACGUUCCACAACCAGUUCCGGUGACUUCCCCGUUAUGGAGUCAAGAGUGGCCCAAUUUUUCCAAUGAUCUACAGCUUCAGAACGUUCCACCACCAGUUUCGGCAACUUCAUUGUUCGGGAGUCUAGACUUGCCCAAUUCUACGAACGAUCAACAACUGGAGAACGUUCAACCAUUGGUUCCAGCGACUUCACCGUUAAUAAAUCUAGACUGGCUCAACGAUCCUUUGAACGAUCUUCCAACGGAGAGCAUUCCCCUGGAUUGGCCCUAUUCACCGACCAAUAUAACUUUCUCGACCUUCAUGUCGUCUCCAACCUUUCUGCCUUCGCCCACGACUGGGCUGCUCCCAAACAUUAACUAG